ACAGCUGCUGCUGCUGCUGCCUGGGGGCGCCGAUGGCCUCCGCCAUAAAGCCCAUGGCCCCAGCCGGGGGAGGAGGACUCCCGAGGAGGGCGGCCGAGGAGGAGGAGGAGGAGGAGGAGGAGGAGGAGGAGGAGGAGGAGAAGAAGAAGGAGCUGGAGGAAGAGCCCUCUCGCCCGCCCGCGCUCCACGCAGAUGGAGUUCAACCUGCUCACGGACUCGGAAGCUCACAGCCCCACUCUGUCUCUCUCGGAGUCUGGGACCCCUCAACAUGAGCAUAGCUGCAAGGGGCAAGAACACAGCGACACAGAGAAGUCACAGCAGAACCAGACUGAUGACUCCAAUCCUGAGGAUGGCUCCUUGAAAAAGAAGCAACGCAGGCAAAGAACUCACUUCACCAGCCAACAACUCCAGGAGCUGGAAGCCACUUUCCAGAGGAACCGGUACCCUGACAUGAGUACCCGAGAAGAGAUAGCUGUUUGGACCAAUUUGACUGAAGCAAGAGUCCGGGUGUGGUUUAAGAAUCGCAGAGCAAAAUGGAGGAAGCGAGAAAGAAACCAGCAGGCAGAACUUUGUAAGAACAGCUUUGGAGCCCAGUUCAAUGGAUUGAUGCAGCCUUAUGAUGAGAUGUAUGGUGGCUACUCGUACAACAACUGGGCGACCAAAGGCCUCGCGGCCAGCACUCUAUCAGCCAAGAGCUUCCCCUUCUUCAAUUCCAUGAAUGUCAAUCCUCUCUCAUCGCAGCCCAUGUUCUCAACACCCAGCUCCAUUGGAUCCAUGCCUAUGCCCUCCUCCAUGGUUCCCACAACAGUGACUGGUGUGCCAGGCCCAGGCCUCAACAACCUCAACAGUCCUGGCCUCAGUUCUGCCGUUUCAUCCAGUACCUGUCCUUAUGCAUCCUCGGCCAGCCCUUACAUGUACAGGGACACAUGCAACUCCAGCCUGGCAAGCCUGAGGCUGAAGGCAAAGCAGCAUGCCAACUUCACCUAUCCAGCAGUGCAGACAGCCAGUUCCAGCCUGAGCCCCUGCCAGUACGCUGUGGAUCGGCCAGUAUGAGGGACCAGACCCUCACCCCACCCUUCUUCCAGGAACUUGGCCUUUAGCCCAAGAAUGCCAACCAGACUAAAUUCCAGGAAGGCCCAUUUAGUUAUACAGUUACAAAUGUCUGACAAUCUUUUUUGGUAAAGAGAAUAACAAUUGCUCGCUGAAGGUCCGUUUGGGAAAGAGGAAUGCUGGCCAGGCUCUGAGCUCAUUUUUCAGUCCACCCGUGUAAUGCGAUAGCCUUUCUCUUGCUCCUGCUCCAGCCCACGAACAGGCAACCAGUUCAUGCAACAAUACAGAGGAACCCGGGGAAAAUGGUGCAGCUGCUAACACCACUCAUAAUGUACGUCCGUGUGCGUUUCCUAUUUCUUUGUUAUGUGACUGCUUCCUGCCCUCUUGAAACGCGCAGCGGAGGAUAGAAUGCUGAGCUAGAAACAUCAGCUUUGUGCGACUCAGAUCAUGCAUAUUUAACCAAUGUUUACACUUUAUUGUGAAAUGCCUUAUAGGCACAAUCUUUUGUCUCUUCUUUUUUCUUUGCAGAAUUUGGCAUUUUGUAGCCCGGAAAGGAAGGUUUGCUUCCAGGUAAAGAUGAAAGGUGUGUGAAGGCAGGUGUGAGAGACAUGGGAAGAGUCUGGGGUAAAGCUGAAUGGAAACAUCUGCUGGGGUCCCUCAGGUUCACACUGUUUUCCAAGACUGCCACAGAAGCUGUCAACAUGUGACCGAGAGAGGUACGGAGUUUUGACGUCAGGAAAAAAAUAUCUCCGAAAGUCCCUAAGAUGAUGAUCCUCCAGCUCCAAGAACAUCCCCUUCCAUGGAUGAAGGAUCAAUACAAUUCAUUCCUUCUUUGGUUUCAUGUUGUGCCAAGGUAGGAGUGAAUGAUCAACAUUCACAUAUCACACAGAAUCCUAUCAAUUUCCUUUGGCAAUAAAGAGCUCUUCCAGUCUCCUAGACUAAUUCUAAUUGAUAAAUAAAACCCGAAGAAAUCUCCA
This is a messenger RNA of Anolis carolinensis (green anole), 2027 nucleotides long. It is a transcript of the gene pitx3, whose product is annotated as paired like homeodomain 3. Lineage: Eukaryota; Metazoa; Chordata; Lepidosauria; Squamata; Anolidae. Gene Ontology annotation, cellular component: nucleus. Gene Ontology annotation, biological process: anatomical structure morphogenesis; regulation of transcription by RNA polymerase II. Gene Ontology annotation, molecular function: RNA polymerase II cis-regulatory region sequence-specific DNA binding; DNA-binding transcription factor activity, RNA polymerase II-specific. The coding region runs from base 193 to 1053 and encodes 286 amino acids. The transcript is spliced from 4 exons. The record is from RefSeq and is a predicted model, not a curated record.